This is a messenger RNA of Labrus mixtus (cuckoo wrasse), 1717 nucleotides long. RefSeq names its product cytochrome P450 2J2-like. Gene Ontology annotation, cellular component: intracellular membrane-bounded organelle; cytoplasm. NCBI's taxonomy places the organism in Eukaryota, Metazoa, Chordata, Actinopteri, Labriformes, Labridae. The record is from RefSeq and is a predicted model, not a curated record. Gene Ontology annotation, molecular function: iron ion binding; heme binding; oxidoreductase activity, acting on paired donors, with incorporation or reduction of molecular oxygen, reduced flavin or flavoprotein as one donor, and incorporation of one atom of oxygen. The transcript is spliced from 9 exons. Gene Ontology annotation, biological process: xenobiotic metabolic process. The coding region runs from base 111 to 1616 and encodes 501 amino acids.
UUCUCCCUCACAGGAUAAAUAAAGAGGGGUGAGUCCAGGUGAAGAAAACAAUCACAGAGGAAGCAAGGACAGCACAGGUUUCUGUUGGACUGAGUUGAACCCUUUCUUGGAUGAUGGAUUCUAUCUUUUCUGCACUUGGAUGCUUUGUGGACUGGGAUGUGAAAAGCUUUUUGCUCUUCACAACAGUUUUCAUUGUCACUGCUGAUUAUAUUAAGAACCGUCGGCCAGCCGGCUAUCCUCCAGGACCUCAAGCAUUUCCUAUAGUGGGCAACAUGUUCUCUGUCGACCACAGCAGGGGUCAUGAGAGUAUGACACAGCUGGCAGGAAAAUAUGGGGAUGUGUACAGCCUGCGGAUGGGCCAGGAGUGGGUUGUGGUCUUAAAUGGGUGUGAGGUUCUGAAAGAAGCUCUUGUAAAUCAGGGAGACAGUGUGGCUGACCGCCCAUCCCUCCCUAUGUUUCAGGACAUAAGUGAAGACCUAGGUAUAGUGUUCACUAGCGGGCACAUGUGGAAGCAGCAGAGGCGUUUUGCCCUUUCAACUCUCAGAUAUUUUGGAAUUGGAAAGAAGUCACUUGAACCUGUCAUCUUAGAUGAAUUCACUUAUUGUUCAAAAGAAUUCCAAAGCUUUAAAGGUAAGCCCUUCGAUCCAAAACUCAUCAUUGGCAACGCUGUCUCCAACAUCAUCUGCUCCCUGGUUUUUGGGCAUCGAUUUGAGUACACUGAUGAGAAGUUCAGGAAACUGAUCAGCUGGUUUGAGAUAGCACUCCAGAUUGAAGCCUCAAUUUGGACACAGUUUUACAACUCGUUCCCUAAGCUGAUGAGACGUUUGCCCGGGCCACAUCAGACAGUCCUGCGGGUGUGGAACGAUGUGAAGGACUUCAUUAGAGGAGAGCUUAAGGAGCACAAAAACAACUGGGACCCCUCGGACCCAAGAGACUUCAUUGAUUGCUACCUGAAGGAGAUCCAGGAGAGUAAAGGGAAAGCUGACAACACUUUUGAUGAGGAAACCCUGGUCAUUUCUGUAUUGGAACUGUUUGUGGCUGGCUCUGAGACCACAUCCACCACCCUGCGCUGGGCUUUCCUCUUCCUGGCAAAGUACCCAGAUAUCCAGGCAAAGGUCCAGGCUGAGAUAGACAGAGUGAUAGGACAGUCCAGACAGCCGUCAGUGGAAGAUCGUGUAAACAUGCCCUAUACAGACGCUGUCCUCCACGAGGUCCAGAGAAUGGGCAACAUAGUACCUCUAAGCCUGCCUCAUAUGACCAACAAGGAUAUCCAGUUGGGAGGCUACACAAUCCCAAAGGGAGCUACAAUAAUCCCAAAUUUGACCUCGGUGCUGUACGACAAGAAUCUAUGGGAGACCCCCUUCACCUUCAACCCAGGACACUUCCUGACUGAGGAGGGGAAGUUUGUGAAGCAAGCUGCCUUCAUGCCUUUCUCUGCAGGUAAGCGUGUAUGUCUUGGUGAGAACUUGGCAAGGAUGGAGCUUUUCCUCUUCUUCACCUCCUUCAUGCAGCGCUUCACCUUCUCCAUGCCUGCUGGGGUCAAGGCGAAGUUGGACUACCAAUUUGGUAUUACUAUGGCACCAUGUCCUUAUGAAAUCUGUGCAACAUUACGCUAAAAAAAGCUCAUCAACAUGAGUUCUGAUUAUGAAACUCUUCUUUCAGAUACUUUGAUUUCAUUAGUUACAACAGCCCAUGUUGUUUAGUGCUGCUAUCUCUU